UUUACACAAGAGCUAUGUUCGAGCAGUUUGGCCAUAUACUGUAUGAGUGUGGUGCAUAUCAGGUAGAAGAAAAAGAAAAAGGAAAGAGUAUAUCGCAAUACAUACAGAUGCUGCACGGCGGGAGAAGUGGUGCAAAACCUCAUACAAGGUGACGGUGAUUGAAGGUGGAGAUGAAUUUGAUUGCGAGUGCGGACAGUUUGCCCACAUGGGGCUGUUGUGCAGCCAUAUACUGAAGGUAAUGGACUUCAUUCGUGUGACAGAAAUCCCAAAGAAGCACAUUCUGAAAAGGUGGACACGAGAUGCGAGAGAUGUGCUUCCAGCCCACCUGAUGCAGUACCAGAGAGACAACGCUCAGGAAAACCCAUUUAGUUUCAGGCAUUUCAAUCUGUACAAGCAAGCCAUGGAGCUUGUACGCAUGGGAGACUCAAGUGUGGCAGCUUACGACCGCUUGACAUCACUAUUCAAUCACUGUGCAGCCGAGAUGAAGCUGUACACGGAUGUCAGAGAUGGCCUAGGUUUGGAGUACAGGUUAGCCGACAAUGGUACUGUUCAGAAAAUGUUACAAUCAGGAGGCGACGUAUGCAAUCCGUUCGAAGCUACACAAGUCGACGACGGAAACGAUGACAGCAACUCGUCUAAUGAGUCUGCAAAUAGGAUCGAUAACCUGCUGGCACCUGCCAGACGGAAGCAAGUUGGGAGGCCGACAAUGAGUAGGGAGAAGGCGCCAUACAAAGGUUUAAGUAAGAGAACUAGGUUCUGCGGGAUAUGUAGGCAGUAGGGACACAAGCGGACAACCUGUCACGAAUGAGGAGAUGUACCAAAGCAGCCACGCAAACCAGCAAGAGUCAAGAAUUGUGGAGUUGAAGGACACCGGAGGAACAAUUGCCACAAGGCCGCGCAACUAAGGCUGGUUUAAUGCUCGAAAGAGCUAUAUGGUGUCCAUCUUAAUAAGAUAAAUUUCAAUUUCAUCCUACUGACCUAUUUUUGAUAUCUGAGGACUAGACGUAACCCAGGUACCAUGUAUGUUUAGCUGUUAUCUGUUAAACCAGUUUCAUCCUAUUGAAAUGUUUGCUCUGAAUUUUCUG
Triticum aestivum (bread wheat) is the source of this 1085-nucleotide messenger RNA. RefSeq lists its product as uncharacterized. The record is from RefSeq and is a predicted model, not a curated record. Bases 206 to 778 code for a protein of 190 amino acids. NCBI's taxonomy places the organism in Eukaryota, Viridiplantae, Streptophyta, Magnoliopsida, Poales, Poaceae. The transcript has 2 exons. Gene Ontology annotation, biological process: regulation of DNA-templated transcription.